This is a messenger RNA of Adineta steineri, 891 nucleotides long. The record is from the annotation of a GenBank genome assembly. NCBI's taxonomy places the organism in Eukaryota, Metazoa, Rotifera, Eurotatoria, Adinetida, Adinetidae.
AUGAUUGUAACUGAAUAUAUGGAAAAUGGUUCAUUAGAUACAUAUCUUCGAGCAAAUGAAGGAAAUAAAUUACUUGAUACAUUACAAUUAACACGUAUGUUACGUGGUAUAGCAUCGGGCAUGAGAUAUCUGUCAGAUAUGAAAUAUGUUCAUCGAGAUUUAGCAGCACGAAAUAUUCUUGUAAAUAAAGAUCUUAUAUGUAAAGUAGCUGAUUUUGGUUUAAGUCGUGAAAUUGAUGAAGGUGAUAGUUAUACAACUAAAGGUGGCAAAAUUCCAAUACGUUGGACAGCUAUUGAAGCAAUUGAUUAUCGAAAAUUUACAUCAGCAUCUGAUGUAUGGAGUUUUGGUGUAUUGUGUUGGGAAGUUGUUUCAUUUGGUGAAAGACCGUUUUGGAAUUGGUCAAAUCAAGAUGUUAUUAAAUCAAUAAAAAAUUCUUAUCGUCUUCCACCUCCAAUGGGUUGUUCAGAUGUAUUAUAUAAGUUAAUGAUUGCCUGUUGGAAUGAAGAAUAUUUAGAGAGACCAAAAUUUGUAGAAAUUGUUCAACAAUUAGCACAAUUUAUUCAAGUACCUAGUCGACUCAUUCCAUUAGCAAAACAAAGAUUUGUUUUUGUUAAUCAUCCUGAUCAACCAAAUUUUGCUCAAGUUACAUCAAUUAUUGAAUGGCUACAUAGUCUACAAUUAGAUCGUUUAAUAAGAAUAUUUCUUAAUACUGGUUAUACAAAUUUGUCUCAGAUAUGUCAUUUUAAUCAAUCAGAUUUUAAUGAUAUUCUUGGAAAUAAUAUAACACUAGAUGAACAAACUCGUUUAUUAGAUGGGUUAAAACGUAUACGAUCUCAACUUGUAUUGAUAUCAUCAAAAUCAUUGUUGCCUGGUGAAGGUUAUCUUGUAUAA